AUGGGGUAGUCUGGCCCCGAGGAUCGGAUAUCAUCUAAUGUACCAGGAAAUAUCCGGCCUUGUGAUCGCCGAUCUCAGCCGGAGCCGUGGUUUUGUGGGCUGAUUUUGCCCCCGCAUUUUAAGUUCCACAGCCGGCGCGGGGUCUUAAUAUAUCGGUGGUAUCCCUCUCGAAACACGCGGGCCAGCAAAGUCUCGCAUCUCACAUCGUAGUUGGCCCGAUCAGUGUAAUACCAGUCAAGAUGCUGCUCAACGAGAGUCAUAUCGACGUGCAAACAACCGUGGAUGGAAAGGAGACAUCGAUGAGAAUUUUCACAUUCCAUCCCACCAUCCCGCAAUAUCCUGAUGCUCGAUUUCCUGGCGUCGUGUUAUUCAGCGAGAUCUAUCAAGUCACGGGUCCAGUAUCGCGAUUUGCGCGUCAAAUCGCAGGUCAGGGAUAUAUUGUUGCCGCUCCAUCGUCGUAUCACGACUUCACUGGCCCCGAAGCCCUAGCCUACGACGACCCAGGAACGAACCAGGGGAAUGAAUGGAAGGUGAAGAAGACUCUUCAAUCAUAUGACGAGGACUCCCACAAGGCGGUUGAUUACCUCCUCAGUCUCCCUACGUGUACGGGCAGGAUAGGCAGCACGGGAAUGUGUCUGGGUGGCCAUCUUUCUGUGCGAGCUAGUCUUGAUCCGCGAAUAAGCGCAACCGUCGCGUACUUCGCUACCGAUAUACACUCCCGUACACUGGGACCUCAUUCGGGAGCCAACUUGGCAGUCCAGGGCCCAGAGAAUAGCAUCCACACGCUUGACAAGCUCGGCGAGAUUAAGGGCGAGGUAGCCAUGAUUUUCGGCAUCAAAGACACCCACGUCCCGGACGAGGGUCGCGACUUGAUUCGACAGAAGCUGAGGAGCUCUGGAACGGUCUUCAGUUUCUACGAGUUCGCGUGGGCGCAGCACGCCUUCAUCCGCGAUGAGCUGAGCAAGGGUCGCUAUGAUCCGGCAAUCACCAAGAUCUGUUUCGAGGUGUUGUUGGAACUGUUCGGCCGAGUGCUAAAGUCAGACCUGGGACAGAGGGACAGCAAGCCCCAGACGAUUGAGCACGUCUGUUGAUUAGUCUUUGGAGUCGGCAGUCUGUAUCAGGAAAACCGAAAACAAUCUCGGUGAAAAUAUCCACCAACCCAUUUCCCAGGGGUAUUGCUUAGCUACAUAUCCGCUCAUUAUCUACCCAAACUACAUACUACCUAUGUAUACUGACUGAAUUCCCGAAAAUGGAAGUAAGGCAGACAAUACGUAACUAGAUCAAAAUAUGUAACGCUACUUAAAGGCCCCUUGAUAUUUCAACAGGCCAGAAACGGCCGCCAGAAUGCCUUACCAAAUAAAAUGG
Molecule: messenger RNA, 1365 nt
Organism: Daldinia decipiens
Lineage: Eukaryota; Fungi; Ascomycota; Sordariomycetes; Xylariales; Hypoxylaceae
Product: dienelactone hydrolase
Exons: 6
Coding region: 240-1091 (283 amino acids)
Molecular function (GO): hydrolase activity
Source: RefSeq, a predicted model, not a curated record